AAGAUGGCGGCGGCGGCGCUGGGCUGGGCGCUGCGGGCCGCUCGGCAGGUUCUACCUGCAUCUUGCACGAGGCAAGUGCGGGGCUACUAUGUGGACUGGAGGAUGCUGCGGGACGUCAAGAGGAGGAAGCUGGCGUACGAGUACGCGGACGAGCGGCUGCGCAUCAACGCCAUCCGGAAAAACACCAUCCUGCCCAAAGAGCUGCAGGAAGUGGCCGAUAAAGAAAUUGCUGCCUUGCCCCGGGACAGCUGCCCUGUGAGGAUCCGCAAUCGCUGUGUCCUGACAUCCCGGCCCCGAGGGGUGAAGCGGCGUUGGAGACUCAGCAGAAUCGUUUUCCGUCACUUUGCUGACCACGCUCAGAUGUCCGGUGUACAGAGAGCUAUGUGGUAGAUCACUGCACAGGCCCAUCUUCAGCCAGAGGAYACCAAGGGGCCCAGUUUGUGUUCAAAUAAUGAAAGCAAGGCCCUCCUGUCUAGGAGUUCAGUAUAAGAAUCAAGCUAAUGUGGGGAGGAAGAGAAGCUGUUCUCAUUUAUAAARUUCAUUUGCUGGAUUGACUGGUAGAGGCUGACUGAGGGGGAGGAAAAAAGCAUAACUGCAUUAAGCCACUCUGUGUUAGAGACAGGUUUAUUUUAAGACAAUUACUACCUGAUUGUUGCAGAACUAUGCUGAGGAUUGUAGUAAGGACAACAUUAAAAAUAAAGACAUACAGCACAA
Molecule: messenger RNA, 714 nt
Organism: Nothoprocta perdicaria
Lineage: Eukaryota; Metazoa; Chordata; Aves; Tinamiformes; Tinamidae
Gene: MRPS14
Product: mitochondrial ribosomal protein S14
Exons: 3
Coding region: 4-390 (128 amino acids)
Biological process (GO): translation
Cellular component (GO): mitochondrial small ribosomal subunit; ribosome
Molecular function (GO): structural constituent of ribosome
Source: RefSeq, a predicted model, not a curated record